ACAUGCAAAAAACCAAGAGGAAGGAAAUCAAUUCUCAGCCAAACCCACUGCAACUCUUCUCAAAAUCUGGUAGGGUAUAGAGUAGAUCACAAGACAAUAGCAACUUUUAGUUCGGUCCACAUUCAUCUGCUUGACUGUAGCUGACGUUAUUCUUUGAAGCUCCAUUUCCCUAUAAAUACACAUUCUUUAUCGCCAUUGCAGAAUCUCACACUUUCCUAACCCCCAUUUCUGAAGAAGAAGAAGAAGAAGAAGAGCGUUGGACUUUGCCCAUCCAUCCCAACUCCCUCUUCUUCUUUCUCCUUAUUAUAUAAAGUAUUCUUCUUGCAAACUUUAAGCUUAAUGGCCCAACCUACAGUUAUUGCUGUUAUUUGUGUUUUUAUUCUGUCACAUUCGUUCAUAUCAGGAGUGCAAGCAACAACCUUUACCAUAGUAAACAAAUGCGAUUAUGUGGUAUGGCCUGGAAUUCUCUCAAACGCAGGUGUUCCAACACUUUCCACAACGGGCUUUACUCUCCAAAGUGGUGAAACCAAAACAAUUACCGCACCGACAUCAUGGGGUGGUCGCUUUUGGGGUAGAACCCAUUGCUCCCAAGAUUCUACCGGAAAAUUUUCAUGUCUGACGGGUGAUUGUGGCUCCGGGAAGCUAGAAUGUUCAGGAAAUGGCGCUGCCCCACCUGCCACUUUGGCUGAAUUUACUUUGGAUGGUGCUGGUGGUUUUGAUUUUUAUGAUGUGAGUUUGGUCGACGGUUACAACAUCCCUAUGUUAGUAGCUCCUCAGGGUGGGACAGGGCAAAAUUGUACCUACACUGGCUGCGUAGCUGAUCUCAAUGACUCGUGUCCUUCAGAGCUCAAGGUGAUGAGCACAGACAGCGGCGACGGCGUCGCUUGCAAGAGUGCUUGCGAGGCCUUCCGCCAGCCUCAGUACUGUUGCACCGGCGAGUAUGGCACACCCGAUACUUGCAAGCCUUCUUCAUACUCGGAGAUCUUCAAGACAGCGUGCCCACAAGCCUACAGCUAUGCCUAUGAUGAUCUGACCAGCACCUUCACAUGUGCGAAUGCUGAUUAUACCAUUACUUUCUGUCCUUCCCCUAACACUAGCCAGAAAUCAUCGCAAGGGCAGAACACAACGACAACGACAACGUCAUCUCUUACCAACAGCACAAUGGUUUACCAAGGUGCCUCGGACGACAGCGCGGCAUCAUCGGCCACGUGCACCCACGUGUUCGGAUCACAUGCGAUUGCGGGAAUCGUUGGCAUCACAUUGGCGAUUUGGUGGUCGCGACAACUCUUCUACCUUGUUGACUAACCUUAUCUGUAGGGCUAGGGGCCACAUAGGGCCGUAAACUUAGAAAUGUUAUAUUAGCAAAGACAGGCAGAAUAUAGCUAAGCCCCAUCUAAACUUUGGUCCAUUGGGGUGGUUGGUGAUGUCCGUAUCAUUAAUGGGCGGGCUUGACUGAUGAUGACGUGGAAUCUAGUCAUGACAGAAAAAACUCACCCGUCAAUUAAAUCGAAGCCCCCCAGCCAUUUGCUCUAUCUAUAACAAUCCAAUUGCCAAUAUGCAGAGUGGUGGGAGUUUUUUUUUUUUUUUUUUUUUUGGGGGGGGGGGUUGUUUGAAGGGCCAAAUGCACGAAAUCGGAGGCUGUUAGGGUUGAGAAAUAUUUUUCUAUUUUUAUUUUAGGUUCAAUUUUUUAAAUUAUAAAAAGGGAUGGAAUUCAUUUGAUUGCUGGUUUUUACGAAUCUAUCAAUUAGAUUGUGUAAACUACUAUCACAUUUGCUUCCAAGAAAAAUGAAUUAUUUUUAUUACCAAUUUUUCUCUCCAUAUUUUGUUUUUUGUUGGAUUUUCUCAUCAUUUUGGAUCACAUAUUCCAACGACAAUAUCUUUCAAUUUCUAUUAUUUGUAAACCUUUUAGCAACAGCGUGCUGCAUGCAACUUUUUUGAUAGCAAUAGCUGUGGAGGAUAAGAUGAUCUUUUUACCUAAUUUGGUGACUCGUGUAAAAUGU
This is a messenger RNA of Durio zibethinus, 2000 nucleotides long. RefSeq names its product pathogenesis-related thaumatin-like protein 3.5. Lineage: Eukaryota; Viridiplantae; Streptophyta; Magnoliopsida; Malvales; Malvaceae. The record is from RefSeq and is a predicted model, not a curated record.